AGUGCGGGAAAAUUCACCCGUGGGUGCUCGUGACUCGUUUAACGGCACAACGGCGCGUCGGCUUGCAUUUUCACUUGUAAUUUCGUCCUCACGUAGGAUUUGCCACUCACUCCAUUUUUUCAUUUCCAAAUGGGAAAGGCGAAAUAGCUGCCUGGUGAAACUUCGACCGUUGACCAAUCUGAGAAAAAAAAACAAUGAAGCAUUACCAGACGCAGCAAUUACCCUCGCAGGUCCUGCAAAAUUUUCUGAGGAGCUGACAAGAUGAUAAAAUGUGUAAGGGGAAGAAGGCAAAGGAGGGGCCUUCUUUUCUGGUGUCAUAGGAGGAGCGUGUUUGUGCCAAGCGAGAGGGAUGUCGCAAAAUUAUCAGCGAAGAGCCUAGGCAACUACGCAUUCGACAUUUUAAGAAUAUCGAACGAAAAUAAAGCCAUGUACGAAAUGUUCAAAAAAAGAAUAAUCGGUGAAAUAGGCUCAUUUGACGCAAAGGACUGUUAUAGGGUGUUAAAAUCUUUGGAAAUGAAUAACAAACUGAAUGAAGAAGAGGAGAUGGUAAGAAACGUCUUGCAUCAGAUAUCCGUACAGACAUGCAAAUAUUCAAUCAAAGAGAUAUGUGACAUUUCUUUUUUAUGUUCCAAGUUAAAUUUGGUGUACAUUCCCCUGUACGCAUCAUUAUCCAUUUCGUUUUUGAACAAAAUAAACUUGGCAACUCCUGAAAACUUAUCCAUUUUAAGUUUAAGUUUUUGCAAAGUACAAAUAAGAGACGUCAAUCUAUUUAACCGAAUAGCCAUUGCAACGUUGAAUGUGCUCCACAUGUUUGACGUGGAGAGUUUGGUCAACGUGUUGAUUUCGCUUGCCUACUUGGACAUCAAAAAGGAUAUGCUGUUAUACUCCUCUGUUGACAUUUUUGUAAAAAAUCAAAACAAGUUGAACGGUGAUCAGCUCGUAAAAAUUGCACACGUGUAUUCCAAAUUCGACUUUGUAAAUAAGGAAAUAAACUCCCUACUUGUGGAGAAAAUUCCCGCGUUCGUUCCGCACUUAAACAAUGUGCAGCUGGCCGAGUUAGCGAUUUCGUUAAACAGGCUAGGAGUUCACUCGCACGUUACUGGUAAGUUUGUUACCUGUGUGAACUUGUCCCACUUGGCAUUCCCCGUCGCCGUCAAGGUGAUCAACAUACUGUCCACCGUAAACCGAGUGCGAAGCGUAAGCAGCGUGCACAGCGUAAACCACUCGCACAGCGUGCAGCGCGUCAACGUCGAGUUUAAGUACGACCAAAUUUUGUCCUGUGUGCAAAAUUUUUUGUUCGUUCAUGGGAGGGGAAAUCACCUGAACGGCAAGGUAAAUUUGGACACUUUGCGAGAUUUGGAAAAAUCUCCCCAUUUAGCGAGCGACGGGAGGAGCGGCGGAAGGAGCGGCGGCACGAUAGACAGCACGAGUAACGGAAGGAAUGUUUUGCCUACCGAGGUGGUCAGUAACAACGUGGGCGAACAACACACUGAGGGGGGCGGCCCACUGGCGGAGGACGAAUGGGGGGAGCCAUUUCGGCUAGGCCACCUUGCGAGUGAGUACAGCCCCAUUCAUGAUAUGCAGAGCAGUUCCCAGUUUUACUUCCCCCUUUUGGAGGGCACUUUAAAAAAAACGAAUUCAUGCGGAAGCGAAAUGAAGAGCCGCGUUUUUUCUGAAGAAGAACUAACCCAGCACUAUUUGCAUUACAAUUUGAGGCAAAAAAUAAAUCCCAAUUCGGUGUGCCAGUUGAAUGUAGACCUAUUUGAAUGUCUGGUGAAUUUUCUUCUGCAAAAUUGUGUAAGCGAGUAUGAAGACAAAUUUAAAUCUUUCUUAAAUUGCAUAAGUCGGGAAAUUAUUCUUUCAAAGGAGUACUUAAAUUUCAAUUGCCUAAUAAAAAUUUUUUCCGCCUUAUUUAAAACGCCAAUCAUAUGGAACUUGUCACUUUUAAAUUUAAGUUCCGUCAAUUCUGCCAAGUGGAGAAAGAAGUGCCUCUUUUAUAUUAACGAGGAUACCGAUUUUUAUGAACAAUUAGUGAAGCGCUAUUUUGGUAUUUUCCACGCAUCUGAAAAUGCGGAUAACCACAGCUUGGUGCUGUGCUUUGUUGUGAAUCUGUUGAAUGCUGAGUUGAAGCAUGCGCACAGCUCGUCAAUCGAAAAAUGUUUAGAGCAUUACGCGUUGGUACGGAGGAAGGGUAAAGACGAAAAGGUGGGCUACCCCAUAGAGGACCAAAGUGUGUAUACUUUUGUGGAGUACUUUUAUAAGGACAUCACCCUGUGGGGGAAAAGCAGGCAUCGAUUCGGUGCAACUGCGGAGGAAGAAGCGGCUCCACCAGAGGAAAACUCACCCGUGGUGUAUACCUUCCCCUACGCCAUGAAGGACAGCAUACCAAAUAAAAUUCUAACUUUAGAAUUAUUUGGAAUUGUUCAAAAAUUUACGAAAAAUGUGAAGAUGUAUUUUAAGGAGGAUGCCUACACAAUAUCGCUGUUCGAAUUUGAUAACUACGUGGCUUACUUGUUUUUGGAGCCUCGGGAUUUUUUCUACUCCCCGGGGCAAGGCACCGAGUGGGACCUCUUGAGGGAAGUGAGUGUGCGGAAUGAACCUAUGGAAGAGGAGCAUAAAUCCGCUGGAUCUUCUGAUGUGAGAAACGCAGGUGGGUUGUCAAAAACGCAGGCAAAGGGAAGUAUCCCCCCAAAUCGAAAUCCCCAGACAGAAAAAAAACAGCUGCUUCUAAUUUGCGACAUUUCGUACGACCCAUAUGAAGUUUUUCAGAACAAAAACUAUUUCGUUAAGUCGGAGACAUUAGUAAAAAUAAAUUACUUGCUGAUUAAGGGGUACAGCAUAAUCGCCAUUCCGUUUUAUUCCUGGAGGUGCAUGAGUUACGAGGAGAAGAUGGGCUCCAUUAGCGCGCUUCGGCAGAGCGUCCUGGACGGGCAGGGUUGA
This is a messenger RNA of Plasmodium vivax (malaria parasite P. vivax), 2940 nucleotides long. RefSeq lists its product as hypothetical. The transcript has a single exon. The record is from RefSeq and is a predicted model, not a curated record. Bases 262 to 2940 code for a protein of 892 amino acids. NCBI's taxonomy places the organism in Eukaryota, Apicomplexa, Aconoidasida, Haemosporida, Plasmodiidae.